UGUCAGUGUCAGUGACUGUUGGUGGUGUGGAGGUGACAGAAUUAUCGGAACUGAAAAAAAUCCCUCGACAUGACAGUUCUAAUUAUUUUUUAAACAUAAAUACAAACGGUGUAAUCAUCCAUAGCUUAGCCAAUUAACUCUGACAAUCUGAGGGGAAAAAAUAUAUGUAUUAUCAAUUAAAAUAAAAAAAAACUGUCCAGGGAAUCAUAGAAAAAGUUAUAAAGAAUGUUAAAUCUGUUGCUGACUUGGCUGAUGGGCGUCUCUGUGACGCUGGUAGCAGGGUGGCUGUCGUGGUGGUUCCUCUUGCGACCCACGCCCAUCCCGCCCACCGCCACCCACCCCUACGCCCGGCCCUCCGUUUUCUAUCCACUCAAGGUCCUCGUUUUCUAUUGCCUGGUGAAGUUCAGAAAGAGGACUGCCGGCUCCCCUGGCGAUGCGGGCUACGGCGCCAAGUCCCAUGACCGCGUCGAGCUCAUGGAACGGCCGCAGCCUCUCGCUCCCGCUCCCAAGGCCAUCGACGCCGUCUUCUUCUCCGGCCACGCCAGCGACGGCUGGGGCGUCAUCCUCGCCAUGGAGCGCCGACCCUCGAGGCUCACCUCCACCCUCGUCUACCUUAAGGUGCCGGGGGUCGGCCUCCUGGUAGCGCCCGCCCACCCGGACACCAUCGCCUUCCGGGGGGCGGCCGCCGAGGAGCGCUUCGAAGCGGGGGGCGUCGCCAUCGAGCCCGAGGCGCCCAUGAAGACCUGGAGACUCAGGUUCAGCGGCAAACUCAGGCGCUACGACCAGCCCGAAGGAGAGCUCUUCGACGUGAAGCUGGAGCUGCUGUGGUCGUCCGAUUUGCCUCACUUCGACUAUGACUCCGACAUGGACGUCCUGACGACCGCUAAGGCCUUCGCGUUGGAGACCUGGACCAGGAGUACUUCGACAGCCUGUCCGUCAGGGAAACUCCGGGAGUGGCGUCUGAUGCACCGGUACGUCUUCCACCACAUCUUCCUCGACGACGGCUCCAUGGGCGUCGUGGGCGUGGUCUGCCAGCCCUCCACGUGCUCCAGGUUGGUGCUGGGUCACUGGUGGAGCCGCGUGGGGGAGGGCGCCCCUGUGACCUGCGUCGACCUCCAGCUGCACGAGCACGGCGAAGGAGGGACGCCGCCCAAGGACUAUGCCUUCGCCUUCACUGCAGGCGGCGAGGAGCGCGUCGUUGAGGUCACCGUGGAGGAGUCUCCGGAGCAUUUCCUCGGCUGGGACUGGGAGGCGCGCAUGGUGGAGACGUGGGUCAAGUACUGCGUGAACGGCUCGCCAGGAAAGGGGAUUUGUGAAUGGAACUACCAGCACCUCGGCGGGAGACCCAAGGCCCUCACCGACGGAGACCCAGAGUGGACGAGGCCUUAUCGCACCAAGUAUCUCGCCGCUUAACGGGAGGGCAGCGCCGACGCCGGUGCCCUUCAUCGCUGGUGCCACUGCCAGUUGCAGGUCUUCUGUUGACAGCUGUUUAUACUAUCAGUGAUGUUUACAAUAUUAUCAACAAUAUUUACUAAUACCUACAAUGAUGUUUGCUUAUACUACCAAUGAUGCAUUAAUAAAAAUAAUGUAUGCUACUUAAAAUACACUGGACAACCUACCGACCUUCAAGUACCACCUGUAAGUGUAACCGGUUUCUGAAUUCAGGUAUUUAGCCUAGAUGUGCAUGGAUUAAUUCCUCGAUACCGGCCUGUGAUUCACUUCGCUAACAAUCAGAUCACAUGAUAUCCUGUAUUACCAGCUGUGAUUUCAAGGACCGUGCGUUUUGCUUUGUUUUACUUUUAUUUCUUCAUAUGCUUAGCCUGUGUCUUCCACAUGAUAAUCAUCUUUGAUGUUUUUUAUUAACCAGUAGACAUGUUUUUCAUAACAUACUGAAUGAUUAUAUGUCAAUACCAUUGAUUCGGAUGUU
Messenger RNA from Penaeus monodon (black tiger shrimp), 1927 nucleotides. RefSeq lists its product as uncharacterized. The coding region runs from base 226 to 1413 and encodes 395 amino acids. The record is from RefSeq and is a predicted model, not a curated record. The transcript is spliced from 9 exons. Lineage: Eukaryota; Metazoa; Arthropoda; Malacostraca; Decapoda; Penaeidae.